Messenger RNA from Thalassophryne amazonica, 1202 nucleotides. It is a transcript of the gene olig3, whose product is annotated as oligodendrocyte transcription factor 3. Gene Ontology annotation, molecular function: protein dimerization activity. The transcript has a single exon. The record is from RefSeq and is a predicted model, not a curated record. The coding region runs from base 104 to 1018 and encodes 304 amino acids. NCBI's taxonomy places the organism in Eukaryota, Metazoa, Chordata, Actinopteri, Batrachoidiformes, Batrachoididae.
GAGGGCGGGAGAGAGGGAGAGAGAGAGAGAGAGAGAGAAAGAGAGAGAGUGGGGAGGAAGCCAGCAGCGACCUCCUACCCGUCCCGGGAAACGAAGCCAUAAAAUGAAUUCCGACUCCAGCCCGAGCAGCAGAGCCUCUUCCCCGGACAUGGACGGCAUGUUUCUGCGCGACCACCACCAGCUUCACCACCACCAUCACGUGGGCUCCUCCGUGUCCUCGUCCACGCAGAGCGGAGAGCAGCAGAAGAUGCCCGGUGCUGACCUGCUGUCAGGUCGGUCCGGUGAGUCCAAAGGCGCUCCGGUGGGCAGCAGCAGCUCCAGCAGCUCCAGCAGCAGCAGCAGCAGCAGCAAAUACAAACUGAAGAAACAAGUCACCGAGGAGGAAAUGUACCAACUCCGCCUCAAGAUUAACGGCCGGGAGCGGAAGCGCAUGCACGACCUCAACCUGGCCAUGGACGGGUUGCGUGAGGUGAUGCCCUACGCGCACGGGCCCUCGGUGCGUAAACUGUCCAAGAUCGCCACGCUGCUUCUCGCCAGGAAUUACAUCCUGAUGCUCACCAGCUCCCUGGAUGAGAUGAAGCGGCUGGUGGGGGAGAUUUACGGCGGUCAGCACUCCGCGUUCCACUGCGGCACCGUGACGCACGCCACCGGCGCCGGCGGACACUCCGGCGGCGGCCCCGCCGCUGCAGCCGCCGCGGCUGCCGCUGCUGCUGCUGCCGCCGCCGCCGCCGCGCACCAGAUGCACCCACUCCUCGGGAGCGCGCUGUCUUCAUCCACGUCGUCCACGCUGACGAGCGCGCUGCCGGGACUGACGUCCAUGCGGGCGCCGCACUCCCUGAUGAAGGGCUCCCCGGCCGCGCCUCCGGGGCUUCAGCUGGGUUCGGGGUUCCAGCACUGGGCCGGACUGCCAUGUCCGUGCACCAUCUGCCAGGUGCCUCCUCCUCCUCCUCCCCACAUCCCUAUCACCUCCACAGGCCUCACGAGACUGACAGCGGAGAGCAAAGAGGGGAUGAAAUGAUGCCCGAGAGACUCGCAGAGACACAGCCAAGCUUGUAAAUAGAAAUUUCAGGGCAUGUGGGUGGAUUUGGCCUCAUUGAUGCAUGCGAUGUUCGUUUUCUUGUUUAGUGUAUGAGAAAAAAAAGUUAUUUUCUUCCUUGUAACAAGGACUUAUAAUGUUUUUUUAACCAAAUGAAAGGUAAAAC